AUGGCCGUGGUUUCGGCUUUGUUGGAGAUUCUAGAAAGGUCACCCACAAUUGGGGAUGUCUUCGUGGAGCUGAUGGUGUUUUUCGGUCCUCUAUGGAUUGCUGUUCUUGUUGGGCUUGUGGUUGGAUGGUCUUGGAAGCCAAAAUGGGCCAAUUUGGGGAGAGACAAACUGGCUUCUUCAAUUUCGACUUCUUCUUCUUCUUCUUCUUCUUCUUCUUCUUCUUCUUCCUCCCCCUCCUCUUUUUUCCCUGCUUUGAUACUAUCACUAUCGUCAGGUUUUGGUUCCAUGUCUAGCUUGAGUUCAUUGAAGUCACAAUUGCCCAGUUGCAUCUCUUGGAUCUCCGACGACUCCCUGGAGAAGGAGACCUUCUCCUUACCAUCGACCACAAAUCCAGACUGCGGUUCAUCGCAGCUUGAAAGGGAAACUUCAGUGGUUGUGACUGGGGAGGAUCUAGAGCAUCUGUCCCAGCUUGUUGAGGUUAAAGAUGGAGGUCCAGCGUGGAUACACAUGAUGGACCGUUCUACUCCUACUAUGAGCUAUCAAGCUUGGCGGAGAGAUCCAGAGACUGGCCCUCCUGAAUAUCGUAGCAGAACAGUCUUUGAGGAUGCUACACCGGAGAUGGUGAGGGACUUCUUCUGGGACGAUGAGUUCCGAUCCAAGUGGGAUGACAUGUUGAUAUAUUCUGCUACAGUGGACGAAUGCUCGACCACAGGAACGAUGAUAGUCCAUUGGAUUCGCAAGUUUCCUUUCUUCUGUAGUGACAGAGAAUACAUAAUUGGGCGUCGAAUUUGGCAAUCUGGAAGAUCAUACUACUGUGUUACAAAGGGAGUACCCUGCUCCUCGGUGCCAAGGCGCAACAAGCCAAGACGUGUUGACCUGUACUAUUCUAGUUGGUUUAUUCGUGCAGUGGAAUCAAAGAGAGGGGAUGGUCAGAUGACUGCUUGCGAGGUGCUUCUCUUUCAUCAUGAAGAUAUGGGUAUUCCAUGGGAAAUUGCGAAACUUGGUGUACGUCAGGGGAUGUGGGGAGCUGUAAAGAAGAUUGAGCCUGGCUUACGAGCGUAUCAGAAAGAUAGAGCAUCAGGGUCACCACUCUCCCAUUGUGCUUUCAUGGCUCAGAUGAACACCAAAAUCAAUCCAGAGUACCUGAGAUCUUUAGAAACCACCAGUGACUCACCUGAGGCUGAAAUAAUAAAUUCAUCUGAUAAACCAUUAGGGAGGAGCAUACCUAAGCUCCUGUUUAUUGGUGGAGCUGUCGCACUUGCAUGUACUCUUGAUCAGGGCCUAUUGACUAAAGCAGUUAUAUUUGGAGUAGCCAGAAGGUUUGCAAAGAUUGGCAGCAGGAGAUUGUGACUCGAAUCCAUGUAAAAAAACAAAAAAAAGCUACAACUCAUUUUGCUGAGUGAGCUGACACUGAUAUGAUGGACGCUCACUUGCUUCGUAAGAUGAGUUUGUUUUCUUUUCUCCUUGUUUCCUGUUUUAAUUUAACUGUGAUUUUACAAAUGGGAAGAGAGGAGGGAAUUGGUUGUACGUUUGUAUCCAGCAGAAUAGAAAAUCUCAUUUGAGGAUCCUUUGCCAUUGAAAUCAUACACAAAUCCAGUUUUUUCA
Molecule: messenger RNA, 1605 nt
Organism: Nelumbo nucifera (sacred lotus)
Lineage: Eukaryota; Viridiplantae; Streptophyta; Magnoliopsida; Proteales; Nelumbonaceae
Molecular function (GO): lipid binding
Source: RefSeq, a predicted model, not a curated record